Macadamia integrifolia is the source of this 1401-nucleotide messenger RNA. RefSeq names its product UDP-glycosyltransferase 88F3-like. Gene Ontology annotation, molecular function: UDP-glycosyltransferase activity. NCBI's taxonomy places the organism in Eukaryota, Viridiplantae, Streptophyta, Magnoliopsida, Proteales, Proteaceae. Bases 1 to 1401 code for a protein of 466 amino acids. The record is from RefSeq and is a predicted model, not a curated record. The transcript has a single exon.
AUGAAAGACACCAUAGUUCUGUACCCAGCUCCGGGCCUGAGUCACCUUGUCUCCCUGGUUGAGCUGGGGAAGCUAAUCAUCCACCACUAUCGCCACCGCUUCUCCCUCACAGUCCUCCUUAGCUCCGGCGACUCAUUCAAACUUCCUGCCGUCGAUUCUUACAUCGAUCAUAUCUCUCAAACAGACCCUUCAAUUGUUUUCCACCGCCUACCUGCUCUUCCCAACUCUGAAUCUUCACCACCCACCACCACCUUCCAAACCAUUCGCCGCAACAAUCCAAAUCUCCUCCACACCCUCCAAACCAUCUCCAACACUUCCUCCAUUGCAGCCCUUGUGAUCGAUUUCUUCUGCAACCCCGCCUUCCCUAUUGCUACUGAUCUAAAGAUCCCUCUAUACUUCUAUGUCCCGUGCGGUGCUUCUGCUCUCUCCUCCUUCCUUUACCUUCCAACGAUUCAUAACCAGACUGAGAAGAGCCUCAGGGAACUCGGCAACACUAAUCUAGACAUCCCGGGCCUGCCCCCAAUUCGUGCUGCACAGAUGCCCAAGGCCAUGCUAGUUCGGAACAAUGAAUACUACGAUGAGUUUUUGGAUAUGUCAAUCAAUUUCAUCAAAUCAAGGGGCAUUAUAUCAAACACCUUUCAAGCACUACAGCCAAGAGUAAUCAAGGCCGUCGAAGAACAAACGCCGGCUUUUUUCUGUAUUGGACCAUUAGUCGUAGAACCCAGAGAUCAAUCUAGUGAGUCAGAUUGUUUGCGGUGGCUUGAUGCGCAACCGAGUCGAAGCGUUGUGUUUUUGAGUUUCGGAACCCGCGGCGUUUUCCCGGCGAAGCAGAUUGCAGAGAUCGCCGAGGGGCUUGAGAGGAGUGGCCAGAGGUUCUUGUGGGUGGUGCGAAGUCCUCCACCAGUGCACGAUAGUGGCAAACGGUUGUCGUUAUCGGCCAUUGAUGAUUUCGAUCUUGACGAUGUGAUGCCGGAGGGGUUUCUUGAUCGGACCAGAGACAGGGGACUGGUGGUGAAGUCGUGGGCGCCGCAGGUAGAGGUACUGAGUCGGAAAUCGGUGGGUGGAUUUGUAACACAUUGUGGGUGGAACUCGAUUUUAGAAGCGGUGUGCGCUGGGGUGCCCAUGCUGGCUUGGCCGCUCUAUGCGGAGCAGGAGGUGAAUAAGGUGCUUUUGGUGGAGGAGAUGAAGUUGGCGAUGCCAAUGGAGGCGGCGGAGGAGGAGGGAAUUGUGGUUGCCGCCAAGGUUGAGAAGCGAGUCGGAGCGUUGAUGCACUCGGAUGAGGGGGCAGAGAUGAGGAAACGGUGUCGUAAGAUGAGGGAGAAGGCGUUGGCUGCGUGGGCUGAAGAGGGGUCCUCAAAGAAUGCGUUAGUCAAUUUGGCGAAGUCAUGGGAACGGAUAUAA